Branchiostoma belcheri (Belcher's lancelet) is the source of this 1763-nucleotide messenger RNA. RefSeq names its product RING finger protein 37-like. Gene Ontology annotation, biological process: protein polyubiquitination. Gene Ontology annotation, molecular function: ubiquitin protein ligase binding; ubiquitin-ubiquitin ligase activity. The record is from RefSeq and is a predicted model, not a curated record. Lineage: Eukaryota; Metazoa; Chordata; Leptocardii; Amphioxiformes; Branchiostomatidae. Gene Ontology annotation, cellular component: nucleus. The transcript is spliced from 3 exons. Bases 48 to 1763 code for a protein of 571 amino acids.
CAAGUAAUGCAUAACAACAAACCGGUCCACCCCUCAGCAGCCUUCCCAUGGAUCUUUGCCACCCAGCUUUGCAUCCCAGAAUCCAUUGUGACAAAGUGAGUGCUGAUGGCUACGACGUCACAAACCUGGUGUCAGCUGAUCCGCGAGUCCGUGCUAGGGGUUUCCGAGCUGAAUACUUCAUCAAACCUCCUGUCAACGUGAUACUCAGUUUCCCCUUCCACAUCCACAUUCAAAGGAUAGACGUUGACCCAUGUGUUGGAUCAAAUGUUUCGUUAGGGCUACAGAUUUUAACACACUCAGCUGCAAGUGUAGAAAACUGGCUGGUAGACAGUAAACAAAGUAGCACAAGUGCUUCACUGAACAGUGCAUUAAACCCUGACACAUUCAAUCUUGUUGGAAAAGCCUUCUUGGAGGAAAGAAGAUUUCUUUGCUUCAAGAACAACCGGUACAGUCCAAGACAUCCCUUUGUUGGAAAAGAGUUCCUACCGGGAGCUCUUGAUUGCAAUGUUUAUGAAACCAACUUGUGGCAGAAAUCGCUGGCAUCAUUGAACAGAGUAAGUCACCUGAUGGUAAGAAUUGUUCGCACACAGAGUGCUUCCAUCCCUGUGCUGAGGUCCGUACGUGUUUACGGGCAGCCUUCGGCAUCUUGUAACAAGGAAGUUAUCAGUCUUGUCCACCAAAUUUCUAAGAGCCUGAAACAACCACCUCCUGUGGAGCCUGCAGCAACUUCUGUACAGUCUCCUCCAUGUAAGGAGGAGGAAGUCCAAGAUGUGUCCAGAAAUUUGCAACAAGAGUCAUCUAAGGACAAUCCCAGCAUCCCACUUGAAUUCCUGGAUGAGAUCACCCUUGAGCUGAUGGCCCUUCCCAUGAUGCUGCCAUCGGGCCACUCUGUCGACCAAUCAACUUUGGACAAGCACAGCCAAUCAGAGGAGGUUUGGGGCCGUCCACCCAGCGACCCUUUCACGGGUGUCCCGUACACGCGAAACUCUUACCCCGUACCCAACACCGCACUGAAAGUCCGCAUCGAUAAGUUUCUCCUACAGGAAGGAAAACACCUUACAAACGUGGGACGCACUGUGGGACGGCGUACAAGGUCGGCGGCACAAGCUUCAGCAACAACCAGUCAAACCAUUUCACACUCAAGAACUAUCCAACAGGCUCCUUCAACAAGCAAAGCUCUACAUUCAUCUGCACAACAAGCUUCACAAGGUCGAAUCAACAUGUCAAACUCUGCCUCUGCAUCAAAUCAUGCCCCAAAAGUGUCAGAACUACAUGUAAAUACUUUUCUGUGUGCACAGGACCCUUCUGGACAAUCAGAAAACCUGGCUAAAAGAUGUACUGAAGGUAGUGAAUUGGAACCAUGCAGGAAACGGCCCAAAGUAACUGGUGAACAGCCGUACAGUGGGUCCCAUGAGGAGGCACUGAGUCAAAGCCUGGAUGCUGCCCUAGCGAGAACAUUAGGGUCGAUUCCAACAUUCAAAAGGAGAAUAAAAGAGCCAGCUAUAAGUCAAGUAGCAGCCUCAUCUUUAGUGAAGGAAGAUAAUAACGAACUACACGCCAACAGAGGUGUGUUUGCAGUUACGUAUCCAUGGCAAUACGACAUCAACAGCUGGGCCAAGUGGGAACAGCUGCUGCAGGUGCAACUCACCAGCUGCACAGAACUCUUGCAACCUUCUACAGCUGCCGUGUCUGCACCUGAUGUGUCGCAGGUGCCUGAUGCAGGUGCAAGAGGAGAGGACGCUGAUCUGUACACUGUAUGUUGA